Messenger RNA from Fusarium proliferatum ET1, 558 nucleotides. RefSeq lists its product as uncharacterized. NCBI's taxonomy places the organism in Eukaryota, Fungi, Ascomycota, Sordariomycetes, Hypocreales, Nectriaceae. The record is from RefSeq and is a predicted model, not a curated record. The coding region runs from base 1 to 558 and encodes 185 amino acids. The transcript has a single exon.
AUGAUUGAGUCUUGGGGCUCUGGAGAUCCUGAACGUUCUGGACUUGUUGGAUUUGUUGAAGGUCCUACAGGUCUUGAAGGUCUGAGUACGAUGCGUCUUAAAUUUGUUGAACUUCUUGAAGGUCCUAUACGUCUUGAAGAUCUGAGUACGAUGCGUGUUUUACUUGUUGAACGUGUUGAACGUGUUGAUGGUCCUGAAUGUUCUGGACUUGUUGGACUUGUUGGACUUGUUGAAGGUCCUGAAGGUCUAGGUACGGUGCGUGCUGUACUUGUUGAACUUGUUGAAGGUUUUACAGGUCUUGAAGAUCUGAGUACGAUGCGUAUUUUCCUUGUUGAACUUGUUGAACAUGUUGAAGGUCCUGAUGGUCCUGAAUGUUCUGGACUUGCUGGAUUUGUUGGACUUGUUGAUGGUCCUGAAGGUCCUGGUGAUCCUGAAGGUCUGAGUACGAUGCGUGUUGUACUUCUUGAACUUCUUGAAGGCCCUAUAGGUCCUGAAGGUCUGGAUACGAUACGGAAAGGGUUAGGAUCGUCUGAUGCCUCUUCGUACAUGAUGUUUUGA